Apiotrichum porosum is the source of this 447-nucleotide messenger RNA. RefSeq lists its product as uncharacterized. The transcript has 3 exons. Gene Ontology annotation, cellular component: nucleus; mitochondrion. The record is from RefSeq and is a predicted model, not a curated record. Bases 1 to 447 code for a protein of 148 amino acids. Gene Ontology annotation, biological process: mitochondrion organization. NCBI's taxonomy places the organism in Eukaryota, Fungi, Basidiomycota, Tremellomycetes, Trichosporonales, Trichosporonaceae.
AUGCCCCGCUCGUCCCGCUCGUCCGCCCGCCCUUCGGCGUCCACCUCCCGCCCGGCCCCCGCCCAGCAGCAGCGCCAGGCGUCGACCGCUGCCUACCCCCAGCAGCACGCUCCUGCCCCCGCUCCUGCGGCCACCCACGCCCCCGCUCCCCAGCAGCCCGGUCUCCUCGCCCAGGCCGCGUCGACCAUGGGCGGUGCCGUCGCCGGUUCGGUCAUUGGCCACGGUAUCUCGAGCAUGCUCUUUGGCGGCUCGUCCAACGCCCAGGCCGCGCCCCCUCCCCCCUCGGAGCUGCCCGCCCAGUCGCAGGCUCCCGUUAACGGCGCUUCGUGCGACAUCCAGGCCAAGGACUUCACCAAGUGCCUCGAGGCCACCAACGGCGACAUGAACUCGUGCUCGUACUACCUGGAGGCCCUCAAGGCCUGCCAGGCCGCCGCCCGCCCUUACUAG